GGGCAAGCUGGCUGAGAGGCGAUCCAGUGCUCAGCUCCUCUCUGCAGGCUGAGAAAAGAAACAGAGAGCGAAAGGCAACGAUUUUCAACGCAGGAGGAAAAACGUGACGUUUUUUGACGGAACAGGAAGAAAUCUAGAAUCAAGAGAGGAAGAUUUUCAUCUGCGGAUAUCAUUUAUUUAUACAUAUUGUUUAUAUAUCUAUAUAUAUAUAUAUUUGUACACACGCAUAUAGAUAUUUAUAUAUAUAUAUAUACAUUUAUCCUUGUACAUAUCUGUAUUUGUGCUUGUCUGUUUAUAUUAAUAUUUUUAUAUGUAGUUGUGUGUGUAAAUAUAUAUGAUAUAUAAACAAAAGAAUCUAUAUAUAUAUAUCUAUGAAUUUAUAUGCGUAUCACUGUGAACCAAGAGAAGCAAGAAGAAAUUUCUAUCAUCAGGGCUGGUCUCUGAUUGCGUGGUGACAUACAAUAUUUUAAAUAUUUCCUUUGAUCUUCUACGUCAAGAGGACAAAGACUACGUGCCCAUUUUGUAUUUUUUGUUUUCCUGUUGCUGCUUCCCAUUUCUCUCAAAUUCUUUUUCCCGACAUCCAAGAGGAUUAACGCGAAGAGUCGCAGGAUCGGACGAAAGAAAAAAACAAAACAAAACAAAAAAAAAACGGGAGAAUCUGUAGAAAUUCCUGUGAUUAGUGCUUUUUCCAUCUGCGUUAGCGCGCUGUGAGCCGAUCACAGCGUGCUGUGUGAGAUCUGAGGAGGCAGCAGCGACAGAGUGCCACGCCGCUCAUCUCAGCAUCAGCCCACAGCCAGCAUGCACAAACACCACCACUGCUGCAAGUGCCCAGAAUGUUAUGAGGUGACCCGUAUGGCAGCUCUGCGUAGGAUGGAUGCCCCAGCAUAUGGAGGAGAAUGGCAGGCCGAGCCCUAUGGAUACCCACCUGGGUAUGGGGGAGGCCAGACCUUACCCCCUCCAGCCUCAGGAGGGGGUGGAAGCAUGGGAGGAGGAGGGGGCACUUUAGGGAGAAGCAAGGGCAAGAAUAUGUCUGGUGGGGGCCCUGGAGGCCCCAACCCAAAGGGUCAAUCCAAAGGUGGCCCCAAAGUCAAUGGAAACAACUCCAGUGGACAAGGAGGAUGGUGGCCUGAGUGCACCUGUACCAACCGAGAGUGGUACGACCAGGCCAACCCUCCCCCCAUCAUUGUCAACGCAGACUCACUAGACGCAGGCCCUUAUGUAAAUGGCAGCGAUGGCAUGUAUAAAUAUGAAGAGAUCAUUUUAGAGAGGGGGAACUCUGGCCUGGGCUUUAGCAUUGCUGGAGGAAUAGACAAUCCCCACAUUCCUGAUGAUCCAGGGAUUUUCAUCACCAAGAUAAUCCCUGGAGGAGCAGCUGCUAUGGAUGGUCGGCUGGGGGUUAACGACUGCGUACUGCGUGUGAACGAUGUCGAUGUGUCUGAGGUGGUUCACAGCCGAGCGGUGGAAGCCCUUAAGGAGGCAGGACCUGUGGUUCGGCUGCUGGUUCGACGGAGGCAAGCCCCACCAGAAACAAUUCUGGAGGUCAACCUGCUGAAAGGACCCAAAGGACUGGGAUUUAGUAUCGCUGGAGGGAUUGGGAACCAGCAUAUUCCAGGAGAUAACAGCAUCUAUAUUACCAAGAUCAUAGAUGGAGGAGCUGCCCAGAAAGAUGGACGUCUGCAGACCGGAGACCGCCUGCUAGCUGUGAACAACAUUGUGCUGCAGGAUGUGCGUCAUGAGGAGGCGGUAGCUGCGCUGAAGAACACCUCCGAUAUGGUUUACCUCAAGGUGGCCAAGCCAGGACCCGUGCAUCUGAACGACAUGUACGCCCCUCCAGAUUACUCCAGCAGCCUGGCCCUCCCUCCAGCCUUCCCCCCUAUGGUGGACAACCACGUCAGCCACAAUUACAUGGGAGCAAUGGAGCCCAAGCCAGUGUACCCGCCGCCUCAGGUCACCCCGUCCAGGUACUCACCUGUUCCCCGCCACAUGCUGGGGGAGGAAGACUUCACAAGGGAGCCGAGGAAGGUGGUGUUGCACAAGGGCUCCACCGGCCUGGGCUUCAACAUCGUCGGCGGGGAGGAUGGGGAGGGGAUUUUCGUCUCCUUCAUCUUGGCUGGAGGGCCGGCUGACCUGAGCGGCGAGCUGAGGAGGGGCGACCGGAUUCUCUCAGUAAAUGGAGUAAACCUUAGGAAUGCUACACAUGAGCAGGCGGCUGCAGCACUGAAGAGAGCUGGACAAACUGUCACCAUCAUUGCUCAGUACAGGCCUGAAGGUAUAAUGAAGUUCUGGACCUGCUGUAAACGGUGUUGCAGAACUGCAUGUAGUCAGAUGUCGCCAUUAUAAAAAAGGUGGAGUAGCAGUUAAGCUAUCUCAUGAUUCCCACCCAC
Austrofundulus limnaeus is the source of this 2384-nucleotide messenger RNA. Its product is annotated as disks large homolog 3. NCBI's taxonomy places the organism in Eukaryota, Metazoa, Chordata, Actinopteri, Cyprinodontiformes, Rivulidae. Gene Ontology annotation, cellular component: basolateral plasma membrane; postsynaptic density membrane; neuromuscular junction. The transcript has 11 exons. Gene Ontology annotation, biological process: regulation of postsynaptic membrane neurotransmitter receptor levels; receptor clustering; receptor localization to synapse. The record is from RefSeq and is a predicted model, not a curated record. Bases 799 to 2340 code for a protein of 513 amino acids. Gene Ontology annotation, molecular function: protein kinase binding; ionotropic glutamate receptor binding.